Molecule: messenger RNA, 1326 nt
Organism: Choloepus didactylus (southern two-toed sloth)
Lineage: Eukaryota; Metazoa; Chordata; Mammalia; Pilosa; Megalonychidae
Product: ovalbumin-like
Exons: 8
Coding region: 1-1326 (441 amino acids)
Biological process (GO): negative regulation of endopeptidase activity
Molecular function (GO): serine-type endopeptidase inhibitor activity
Source: RefSeq, a predicted model, not a curated record
AUGGAAGGAGAAAAUGAGCUGUGCUGCCAAGUCCUGGGAAGGCAGGGGAGGAGCAAGCACCCUGCACGGAGUGCGGUGUCCAUCCGUCCAUCCAUGCGUUGCCGGCACAGCUCUGGGCUCGCCAAGCAGCACUUUGAGCAACCUGAUGACAAAACAUUGGAUAGAGAAAUGGGCUCACUCAGUGCAGCAAAUGCCCAGUUUUGCUUUGACAUCUUUAAGGAAAUGAGCUGUGAUCACAUGACUGAGAAUAUCUUCUAUUCUCCCUUGGGUCUCCUGUCCAUCCUGGCUGUGGUGUUCCUGGGAGCCAGAGGUGACAGUGCAUCUCAGAUGGAGAAGGUUCUCCACUUGAACACAUUAAAAAGGACUGCAGAUUCUUCAAACACAAAGUGUGAACAAGAUACAGGAGUCCAUUCACACAUUCGAGCAGUUCUCUCUGAAAUCAGCAAGUCUAGCGGCAGCCAAGUCCACAUGGCAAGUGGAAUGUUUGCAGAGGCAGCCCAUGUCUUUCUCCCGAAAUAUUUAGACUGUAUUGAGCAAUUAUACGCACUGAAAUCGGAAAAUAUAGACUUUAAAAACAAUAUAGAAGAAGCCAGAAUGCAGAUUAACUCAUGGGUUGAAAACAAGACAAAAGGUGAAAUCAAGGACCUCUUAUCACCCAGCAGUCUCGCAUCUUCUGAUCAGCUGGUGCUGGUCAAUGCUGUCUCCUUCAAAGGGAUCUGGAAACAUGCAUUUCAGAAAGACCAAACCAAACCAAUGACUUUUCGGUUGGAUGAGUCCCGGAGCAAAUCUGUGCAGAUGAUGCAGCUGCAGGGUCACUUUAAACUGGGCUCCUUCGAGGAACCCCGGGUCCGGAUCCUUGAGAUGCCCGACGCAGACGGUCAUCUGAGUAUGAACAUCAUCCUGCCCAGUGAGGACACCGGCCUGGGUCAGGUUACCAAAGAAAUCACUUAUGAGAAACUAAAACACUGGGUCAGCUCAGCCAACAUGAGAGACACUGCAGUGGAUCUGCGCCUGCCCCGGCUCCAGCUUGAAGGGUCCCAUGAGGAUCUGACUUUGAUAUUGGCGGCUUUGGGAAUGACUGAUGUCUUUGACGACUCCAUGGCUGACUUAUCUGGCAUAUCCGCAGCAGGAGGCCUCGUAGUCUCCAAGAUAAUCCAUAAGGCCGUGCUGGAGGUCACUGAGGGUGGCUCAGAGUUAGUGCAUAACAACCAAACAAGCAAAGUAGAACAUCUUGUCCUAUUCCAGGUAGACCGUCCUUUCCUCUUCCUUAUCCGACACAAGGAAACCGAGAUGAUUCUUUUCUAUGGCAGAGUCACCACCCCUUAA